UUCGCGCUUCCUCGUCAUUUUACUCUUCGUCUUGCUUUCGCUGCUGACCCUAGACACAAUUUUGCUUUGAUGCGUUCGCAAUUCUGUUGCAGCAUAUGCUCUUACGAAAUCGUCUUAGGCGAGACGAGAAGAUCGUCUUCAGGCUCAAGCUACAGCAGUUCCGUGAUCGAAUUUGGCAGAGAGCACACGGCGGUCGCGGUGAAGCGGUUCAUCGUCGAUUGGGGUUUGAUCGGAGCGCGAAGGAGAGUUUCGUAAUUAGGGGUCUCGGUUGGGCGAUAAUUAGACCGCAGAGUGGAGGACGGAUUCGGGUAUGGCAGGAUCUUUGCCUGUUGUCACGCUCCCGGGCGAGGAUCCGGAGAGCGGGGGAGAGGGUGAGGUAUGCGCGGAGGAUAUUGUGGUGGUGCGGGAGGUCAUCGUGGAGGAGUUGCCAAUUGCGGAGGGGUUAUGCCCUGAAGAGGAGUUUAUCUCUUUGCCUGUUGUGACCGAACCGGAGGCUUCUGAUGAUGUGACUGCGGUCGGGAGUGGGAAGGAGGAGGAGGAGGAAGAGUAUCCGCAAGGAGAGUCGGUGACGAGAAUUGCACCUUGCCCGCCGCGGGAAGGAAUUAAUACUGACCCUGGAGUUCACCCUGUGACAGUGCCGCCUGUGGUGCCUGUAGAGGACGUGCCUCCGGACGAGACCAUCACCCCGGAGAUGGUUGGGAAAUUCUAUGAAGAGGGGGAAGAGGGCGUGGAGGAAAUGGAGAGCGGUAGUGAAGAUGGAAAUGGACGUGGUGGUAGGGAUGGUGCGGCGGAGACCAUGGACAAUGGGGAUGAAGGGGGUGAGGUUGUGAUCGAGGACGCCAUGGUGCGAAUCGUGACGGAUGCCGUGAAGGUGGAAGAGGUGUUGUCGGGUAAUGGAUCGGUUGCCGCGGUGGAGUCUGGUGGAGAGGAUGUUGAUAGGAAGCGUAUUCGAGGCGAAGAUGAGGAGGAUGCAGUGAAGAAAGUCAAAUCGGACGUUGGGGAGGGGGACAGAGUGGAAGGAAUGCAGGAGGAUCAAUCUGUAGAGCCGAAAAAGCUUGGACCGAAGGUUUUUAAUACUGCCGUUGAGAUGUUUAUUUACUUCUACGAUCUGCUCCACGAAUGGACUCUCAAUUUGAGCGUGAACAAGUACGAAUAUAUGGUUCUUAGUGAGCUCGUCGCUCAAGGCAAUCCGCAAAAGAUAGGAGACGGAAUCGCUGCGUUUCAAAUCCGUAAUCACCCUCAAUGGAAGAGCAGAUGCUACUAUCUGAUCCGCAAAGAUGGCUCUGAGGAAGACUUCAGUUAUCGAAAGUGUGUUGACGCUUUGAUGCCCCUGCCAGCUAGUAUUUACAGGCCAAAUGGCGAGUUGGAUAUUGAAAAACUUUUCUCAGGGCAGAAGAGUCGACACCGUGGAGAACGGAAAAUACAGAAAUGGGAAGGCUACAGAGAUGGUAGAGAAGGUAGAGGCGGAGGCCGUGGAUACGGUGGAAGAGGUGGUGGAGGCAGGGGUGGAAGAGGAGGUCGCAGAGGUGGUCGUGGAAGAUGGUGAUUACUGACGACAUGCAGUAUAUAUGUGCCGUGAACUCAGGACCUGCUCGCAUGUGCAAAGCACUUGGUUCGAAGAAACUUGUAGUGCACAGAUGGUCCUGUGAGUGAGCAUCGCAAAUUAUGAUCGAUCUGCUCUAAAAUUUUAUUGAGUGGUGGUCAGAUGCUUGUGCCGCAUUUAACACAUGCCACCUGCUAAACUUCCUUGCCAGAAGUUUCUACCUACUCUUGGGUAGAGUAAAUACAGUGUUGGUGGUGCUAAAGUUUGCCUUGCGCAAUCUGCUUUCAAUUCUUAGUAGCAGAUAAUUCUACCUCAUACCAGUCUCAACUUAGGAUACCAAGUAUUUUGGCAUUGCCAAAAGAGAAUUUUUGACAACUAGACGAGUGACUGAUAACUGUCGUCUUGAGGAAGAGCUCAAUCCCGAAGAGUCAUAUUUCAUAAAUGACUCAUUAUUACUUUGACUCCAUUGUUCAAAACAACUUGUAAUCGUAUCUCGUUAAGCAUUUGUUACGAGUACGUCUAGGUUCAGUGAU
This is a messenger RNA of Physcomitrium patens, 2076 nucleotides long. RefSeq lists its product as uncharacterized. Gene Ontology annotation, cellular component: chloroplast. Gene Ontology annotation, biological process: chloroplast organization; chloroplast rRNA processing. Lineage: Eukaryota; Viridiplantae; Streptophyta; Bryopsida; Funariales; Funariaceae. The record is from RefSeq and is a predicted model, not a curated record.